Messenger RNA from Onychostoma macrolepis, 4207 nucleotides. It is a transcript of the gene cyp51a1, whose product is annotated as lanosterol 14-alpha demethylase. Gene Ontology annotation, molecular function: monooxygenase activity; iron ion binding; heme binding. The record is from RefSeq and is a predicted model, not a curated record. Lineage: Eukaryota; Metazoa; Chordata; Actinopteri; Cypriniformes; Cyprinidae.
UCUGUAUGAGUUUUCAUUUGAAAUAGUAGUGCGACUGGAUUAAUUAUAAAUUAGGCAAUUUAUCAAUUUCACACAUUUUGAAGUAAGUUAAAGCUAUAAUGUUCUGCUUGAGCUCCUUCUUGCGAUAUUAGCAUUUAACUGCAGUUUCCACCUGUAACAUUUUCGCGUCAAUUAAAUUUUGGUAUAAAAUAAUAUAUUCAGAGAACGGAUUCGAUAUGUAAUCAAUAUUUAAAGCACUUCCCAAUAAAUUAAGUGUACGUGAGAAAAAAGCCGGUGACUUCAAACAGCUGGAUGCAAAACUGGACAGGUGACGUCAUAUAAGCAGACAUCGCUUCAGGCAGCGUCCGCCAAUCAGCGUGCGAGACGGCAGACGCGGAGCAUGGACUUACUUGAUGGACACACCCAGACGACCAAUGAGCGGCCUGCUCACAUCAGGCGGGGGCGGGACCUGGGCUGAGCAGAGACUGGCAGCUAUUAAAGUUUAUAGGGAUAAUAGAGAGAUGCCAGUUGGACGCCAGCGCUGUAGGACAUCACCAACAUCUUAACAAGCUCUUCACAUUUGUGCAUGCUUUAUUAAACUCGUCUGAUUUGCUGUGGAGUAAUCUAAGUGAGAUGACGAUCCUGGAGGUGAGCAGUCAGCUGAUCGAGAACACGGUGCAGAAGAUGAGUCUGACCUCAGUGCUGCUCGCCGCUUCUGUGUUCACACUCACUCUGGGAUACCUGAGCAAACUCCUGUUCAGACAGCAGACACACACUGGAGAUCAGAAGUAUCCUCCUCAUAUCCCGUCCAGUAUUCCCUUCCUCGGUCACGCCGUGGCUUUCGGCAAGAGUCCCAUCGAGUUUCUGGAGCGGGCCUACGAGAAGUACGGGUCUGUGGUCAGCUUCACAAUGGUUGGGAAAACCUUCACGUAUCUGCUGGGCAGCGACGCGGCCGCGCUCAUGUUCAACAGCAAGAACGAAGAUCUGAACGCGGAGGACGUGUACGCGCGCCUCACCACACCCGUGUUCGGAAAGGGUGUCGCGUACGACGUGCCCAACCCUUUAUUUCUGGAGCAGAAGAAAAUGCUGAAGACGGGGCUGAACAUCGCACAGUUCAAACGACACGUUGAAAUAAUCGAAGAGGAAACUAUAGACUAUUUCAAACGAUGGGGAGACAGUGGAGAGAGAAAUCUGUUCGAGGCGCUGUCCGAGCUGAUCAUCCUGACGGCGAGCCGCUGUCUUCACGGCUGUGAGAUCCGCCAGAUGUUAGACGAGAGAGUCGCUCAGCUUUACGCCGAUCUGGACGGAGGCUUCACUCACGCCGCCUGGCUGCUUCCCGGAUGGCUGCCGCUGCCCAGCUUUAGACGGAGGGAUCGCGCACAUUUAGAGAUCAAGAAAAUCUUCUACAACGUCAUCAAGAAGCGAAGAGAAGCCACAGAGAAAAACGAUGAUAUCCUGCAGACGCUCAUAGACGCCACAUACAAGGACGGCCGUCCUCUGAAUGAUGACGAGAUCGCCGGGAUGCUGAUCGGCCUGCUGUUAGCGGGACAGCACACGUCCUCCACCACCAGCUCAUGGCUGGGCUUCUUUCUGGCGCGGGACAGAGCGCUGCAGGAGCGCUGCUACAGCGAACAGAAAACCGUGUGCGGAGAACACCUGCCUCCUCUGCACUACGACCAGCUUAAGGACUUGAGUUUGCUGGAUCGCUGUCUGAAGGAGACGUUAAGACUAAGACCACCAAUAAUGACCAUGAUGAGGAUGGCCAAGACGCCUCAGAAAGUGGGAGAAUACACCAUCCCUCCGGGGCACCAGGUGUGUGUGUCUCCGACGGUCAACCACCGUCUGCAGGACACCUGGGCAGAGCGGCUGGACUUCAGCCCCGACCGAUACCUGCACGACAACCCCGCCGCCGAGAAGUUCGCUUACAUCCCCUUCGGAGCCGGUCGUCACCGCUGUAUUGGAGAAAACUUUGCCUACGUUCAGAUUAAAACCAUCUGGUCGGCUAUGCUGAGGCUGUAUGACUUCGAGCUGGUGGAUGGACACUUCCCCGCCGUGAACUACACGACCAUGAUCCACACACCACACAACCCCAUCAUCAGAUACACACGGAGGAAGACACAGUGAUGGGAAGCGUUCAGUUUCUGCUGUUCAUCAUAAUUCAUGUUCAACUAAUACAGCCAUCAAGAGCUUCUACAAAGCACAAGUGUUGAGCUGGUUAACAUGAAUCAGCUUCAUUAGUGACUGAAUUCAUCUGACGUCAAAUGAGAGACUCAGAUCUUCAAAAUUUUGUGCAUUUGUUAUUUAAAAGAUUUUUUAUUGUUACCCAAAGUGACCUGUAUUGCUCGGAUUACCAACAAACCCCGAUCCAAGAGUCAAAAUCACCCGCCUGUAGCCUUUCUGCUGCUACCAGCAAAGCAUGAAAAUAUUUUCAUAUGACUGCACAGAUUACCCCAAAAACAGUAAUGUAUGAAAAGUGUUUAACAUUAAAAUCAUUUCAUGUAGAAAUGGCAGACUGAUGUUUUAUGUUGUGGUUUUGUCACUGAAUGGAUUUUAAAGGUACGCUGAUGAAGAAAAGCUUUUUAUUUGGUUUUAAUUGCUUGCUUUAGUUUUCAAUUUAGUUACAUACCUUAUUACAUUAUUUCAUAAAUACAUAUCAUAUAAUUGAACCAAUCUGUUACCCUUUGUCCUUUACACACAUUUAUUAACCAAUCUUUAAAACCAUAUUGAAAGGCAGGACAUAUGGUAUAUUCCAUAACUUAUCGAUUGCGUUGACUGACAAUUUCUGCCCAUCUCUUAAAAUGUAUUUUAAACUUGAUGUAAUCACUGAGAUCUUGUAUUUCUGAAAAACACACAUAUAGUGCUUUAAAAAUGUUUAUAAUUGCCCACCACCGUAUCAUCAUUUUUUUUUCAAUUAACCUUUUCCAAUUCUCCAUACCAAAUAUCUCCUUCACUUGACACUCAAACCUUCUGGGCAUAAACACAAUUUAUCUCUUCUUUUCCACGGUGUAUCUCUCGGACACAAAGACGAGAACAACUUCUCCUCUUCAAAAAGGCCCGUGUGAUUAAACAGUUUUGUACAGCUUGCCAAGCCAUAUCUUUAUGACAAUUAAAUAAAUCAUCAUUCACAUUCCUCCAAACCAUAAUACAUUCUAAUUCAAUAAGACCUACAGGAGUCAUUUUAAACAAAGCUGGGGAUAACUUUUCCUCUAUUAACUGUCUGUUUAAAGAUGUUCUCUUUAAUAUCGGCAAUAUUUUAUUAUACAUAACUGGUCUAGUUUCAGCAUAAGGAGUAUUUUAAGGCUUUCUCUUCUCUCCACUUGUCGGCUACGAAAAACUACUAUAAUUAGCUACUAUUUCUAGAUUUCAAUACAAGAGAGAGACCCAUAGCAUCCAGUUUAGCUUGUAUAUCGGGACCGAUAAUCUCGAUUUUUCUACAUACAAUUUCAACCUCCCCUGAUUAGAGUUGCAUAAAAAACGAAAUUUUUUUAUUCAAGUUAAAAUCUAUUUUAGAAUUGACAGGGUUGCUAUCAGCACAUUAAAACCUCAAGAUUCCACGCUCGAUUUUUUUUUUUAUUAUAAUUCUGUCUUUAACCGGAUAAUUCGGGGAGAGCGCGAACGCAGUCCCCACUAUCAGAAAUUGUGCAGUUGAGAUUCUCACAUGUGGAGAAUUCAUUAAGGUCAGAGAAGCCGGAGUGCAAUGGCUAAUCCUCGCUUAAGGCGAUCCACCUUCCUGAUCACGGAGGCGCCCCUGCCAGGUAAGUAUGACCGAGAGCGGAUCCGAUCAGAGACUCACUCCGCCGCACACCGAUCACAUCGACGGUGAGGAACAAACAUCACCGCGCUCUUCACACGCGACUCACCGUCAGCUCGCGGAGACCCGCGUCUCGACCGAAUCACGAGUCCGACGAAGCGCGGGAACCAGCUGAGCUUCAGAAAAACACAAACGACGUUCGCGCUGCGCACUAGCGGAAACACGUCACGCGUGACGUCAGCGGCGCGUCUUCAUGUUCAGUUUCGCUGCCAGUAUUUUCACGGGCUGUGUUCGAAAUGGCAUACUUGCUUACUGCCCAGUACACAGUGCACACUACCUACUAUUUUUUUAAAGAAUAGUGUGUGAAACCGUAUACAAUAAGCAACAAAUGUUUCAGAGUAGUAUGCUUAAUUGUCACGACAAACACAAAUAUUAAUUCAGCACAGCUGUCAAGAUUGUUACCUUACAAACAAAUGU